This is a messenger RNA of Quercus robur (English oak), 444 nucleotides long. RefSeq names its product heat shock 70 kDa protein 4-like. Lineage: Eukaryota; Viridiplantae; Streptophyta; Magnoliopsida; Fagales; Fagaceae. The record is from RefSeq and is a predicted model, not a curated record. Gene Ontology annotation, molecular function: ATP hydrolysis activity; ATP binding; ATP-dependent protein folding chaperone. Gene Ontology annotation, biological process: cellular response to unfolded protein; protein refolding. Gene Ontology annotation, cellular component: cytoplasm. The transcript is spliced from 2 exons. The coding region runs from base 1 to 444 and encodes 147 amino acids.
AUGGAUAAGAGAUGCGUCCAUGAUGUUGUUCUUUCAGUUGGUUCUUCCCGAAUUCCCAAGGUGCAGCGGUUGUUGCAAGACUUCUUUGAUGGGAAGGAACUUUGCAAGAGCAUUAAUCCCGAUGAGGCUGUAGCUUAUGGAGCAGCUGUUCAAGCUUCAAUCUUAACUGGUAUGAGAAAUGGGAAACUUCAAGACAUCGUGCUCUUGGAUGCCACCCCUCUCUCCCUUGGUGUAUCAGUUCGCAGAACAGAGAUGUCUGUUUUGAUUCCAGGAAAUAAUGCUAUUCCCACCAGGAAGGAGGGGUUCUUCACCACCACCGCACCAUGGUUGACAAUCAAACUUCUGUACACGGUUCAGCCACAGCAUAAGCAGCUUCACAGGUUUGAGGAAAGAUGGGCGACUCAUGAAGGGUGUGAGGAAAAUAUCAAGGAAGCAUGGUCCUAG